Molecule: messenger RNA, 1460 nt
Organism: Asparagus officinalis (garden asparagus)
Lineage: Eukaryota; Viridiplantae; Streptophyta; Magnoliopsida; Asparagales; Asparagaceae
Product: plant UBX domain-containing protein 4-like
Exons: 5
Coding region: 54-1214 (386 amino acids)
Biological process (GO): autophagosome assembly; membrane fusion; nuclear membrane reassembly
Cellular component (GO): cytosol; nucleus
Molecular function (GO): ubiquitin binding
Source: RefSeq, a predicted model, not a curated record
AAUAAAUAAGGGGGAAAAAAAAGAAAUUACACAAAAAUAUCCCCAGGAUCGCCAUGGACAGCAUCAACAAUGAUGACGAGAAAACCCUAAUCGAAACCUUCAUCAGCAUCACCUCCGCCUCUCGAGAAGAAGCCCUCUUCUUCCUCGAGAGCCACAAUUUCGAGCUCGAGCCCUCGAUCCACUCAUUUUACGAGAACAGCCCCAUCGAUCAACCUCUUCAAGAUCAAGAAUUCGAACAAGUUGAGGACGAGAUCCCUCAAUCGGCGCCGCCGCAGGUGGAGGUGCCGGCAGUGAGCGAGAGAAAGGAGGAGAAGAAGAAGAAGACGACGACGGGGGGAGCGAGUUCGAGUGGACGGAUACGGACGCUUGCGGAUUUGAAUCGGAAGGAUGAUGAUGGAUCGGAUAGUGAUGACGAUGGGCCGCAGGAGUAUUAUACCGGAGGAGAGAAAAGCGGGAUGCUUGUUCAAGAUCCUACAAAAGGAGGUCAUAAUGUUGAUGCAAUAUUUGACCAAGCUAGGCAAAUGGGAGCCACACAGGGGCCUUUUGAGCAAAAUCCAUCUUCGAGUUCGCGAAGUUUUACUGGGACUGGUAGACUUCUUUCAGGUGAAACAUUACCAGCUGCUCCUCGACCAUCUGAGAAUGUUAUCCACAAUAUAUAUUUUUGGAGUAAUGGAUUUACUAUUGAUGAUGGACCACUGAGAAGGUUUGAUGAUCCUGCAAAUGCAGCAUUUUUAGAGAGCAUCAAGAAGUCACAAUGCCCUCAAGAACUGGAACCAGAAGAUAGGAGGUCCACUGUGCAUGUUAACCUCGUAAGGAGGGAGGAAGCCUGUCCUGAACCUGUGAAACGCCUUUCUCCAUUUCAAGGAGUAGGAAGAACUCUCGGUGGUGGAUCUUCUUCUACUGAGUCUGUUGUUGCUGUUGCUGCUUCUUCACCAUCUUCUGCUGCUCCAGUAGUAGUUGAUGAUUCUAGACCUGUUACCUCGAUACAACUAAGGUUGGCUGAUGGCUCCCGCACAGUUGCACGCUUCAAUACUGACCACACAGUAGGCAAUAUCAGGGCAUUUAUUGACAAUCAUGCAGCAAGCAAUGGGAGAGCAGUGUCGACAAAUUAUAGUUUGCAGACUGCUGGCUUUCCACCUAAGAAGCUUACUGAUGCUACCCAGACUAUUGAGCAGGCUGGACUCGCCAAUUCAGUUGUGAUUCAGAAGCUUUAAGCAGUGGUAAAAGGUAUUUUUGCUCCUGCUUUGUUCAAGGAUGUUGAAAGUUCCAAACAUGACUUGCAGUAAGUUGAGCAGAUAUUGCCUGAACGCGGGUAUGUUUGUUUGAAGUAUUAAGGAUGUUUUUAUGGAGCAAAAUCGUUAUGGUUCUUUAAUUAUUACGUAUCUGAACAGCAUAAUGCAGCUGGAUGUGGCUCUCGUGCGAUAUAUCUAUAAUACUCUGGUAGCAUCAGCUUCAAGUUA